Phycodurus eques (leafy seadragon) is the source of this 1130-nucleotide messenger RNA. RefSeq names its product retinol dehydrogenase 1 (gene rdh1). Lineage: Eukaryota; Metazoa; Chordata; Actinopteri; Syngnathiformes; Syngnathidae. The record is from RefSeq and is a predicted model, not a curated record. The coding region runs from base 28 to 1050 and encodes 340 amino acids. The transcript has 5 exons.
GACAACCACAUUGCAACUUCUGUAAGCAUGGGCUACAAGGGGGAAAAAAAAGAGGAAGAUGAUACAUUUCAGGUACUGGUGUCCCAUCCGGCCUUGACCUCUCUCCUACUUUUGGCCGCCCUCGCCGCCACAUGUUGGUACAUCAGAGACUCCUACAAGGUGGACGCCUUCGGCCUCAAGCACGUGCUCAUCACAGGCUGCGACAGCGGCUUCGGCAACCUGCUGGCCAGGCAGCUGGAUCACAAAGGUUUCCACGUCAUAGCGGCGUGUCUCACCGAGAGAGGCUCCACAGAACUGGCGCGCUCGGCCUCCCCCAGACUGAGGACGCUCCUCUUGGACGUAACAGACGGCGAGAGCAUCAGGAGGGCGCGGGAGUUUGUGAACAGAGAGGUGGGAGAGCGAGGCCUGUGGGGGUUGGUGAACAACGCGGGUCGGUCCACACCCAUCGGCCCGGCUGAGUGGAUGCGCUUAGAGGAUUUCACGAAGGUUUUGGACGUGAACCUGAUGGGCACCGUGGACAUGACGCUCCACUUCCUGCCGCUCCUGAAGAUGGCUCGGGGCCGAGUGGUCAACGUGGCUAGCGUCAUGGGCCGACUGGCGCUCAUCGGAGGAGGCUACUGUCUUUCCAAGUGGGGAGUGGAGGCCUUCUCCGACAGCCUCAGGAGGGACAUGAAGCACUUUGGCAUCAAAGUGAGCAUCAUUGAACCUGGUUUCUUCAAGACGAAUGUGACCCGGCUGGAUCUAAUAGAAGGUGACCUAAAAAGGCUCUGGACCCGCCUCCCUCAGGAAGUGAAAUGCUCCUAUGGAGAGACGUACUUUGAUGACUACGUGAAGGCCCAGGCCUUCUCCAUGGGCAUCCUGUGCAGCCCACGCAUCUCCAUGGUGACGAGUUGCAUGAAGCACGCCUUGACCGCCUGUUUCCCCCGCACGCGCUACACUGCAGGCUGGGACGCCAAACUUCUCUGGAUCCCCUUGUCCUACCUGCCUUCUUUUGUGUCCGACUUUGUUAUCAGCACGCUUCUACCUUCACCUGCGGCAGUGAGGAGUUGAUGAAGAGGAACUUGUGAAAUGGCUUAUUGUGUCCUGAUGGCCUAUAUUUAACUAAUAAGUUCUCUUUAUGUGUUUUUUUG